Hippoglossus stenolepis (Pacific halibut) is the source of this 7418-nucleotide messenger RNA. Its product is annotated as arf-GAP with GTPase, ANK repeat and PH domain-containing protein 1. Gene Ontology annotation, molecular function: GTPase activity; protein binding; GTPase activator activity. Gene Ontology annotation, cellular component: nucleus. The record is from RefSeq and is a predicted model, not a curated record. The transcript has 21 exons. Lineage: Eukaryota; Metazoa; Chordata; Actinopteri; Pleuronectiformes; Pleuronectidae. The coding region runs from base 991 to 4674 and encodes 1227 amino acids.
GGCAGAGAGACAUCAGGAGCUGCCCAUAAAUCGCUUUGGAAGAGGACAGAGCGAGAGGAGAGAGAGAGAGAGAGAGCUGGAGACAGAGCAGAUGCAUUGGCAGGAGCAGAGAUCAGGGUUUUUUCCCCUUCUUCUUCUUCUCCCUCUCUUUCGUCUCUUUUGUUGUGUCGGCACAAAUAAAAAUCUGAUGAGCGUGGGCAAGGACCACCACCAUCAUCAUCACUAGCACCACCACCUCACAGCAAGGCUGUCGUACCCAACCCCUUUUGCCAGAGCUGGAUCCCAGCGUGUGGAACUGGUUGUGCGGCAGGCUAACGCAGGGCUAGCAGGGGGGCUGCAAGGCUCUGUGGCAGUGAGAAGAGGAGGGGAAGAAAAGGAGGAGGGGCAGUGGUGAGCUGGUGGGCUUCCUCUGCCUCACAGACACAUUUUAUUGACUUGCUAAUUGGAUGAGGCGCUCGGAGGAGAGGAUGCAGUGACCGAGAGGAGCUCUCCAGAGGAGGGAUACAGGCACAAGGAGGCUUUGCUUUGGGACGCAGCGACUUCAUGUCUUUUUGAGGACAAAAAAAUUGGAGACAUAACAACAGAUGUUUUUCAGCAUCUCCCUGUGACCCUCACACCGUUCUCUCAUAAUUUUAUGCAUGACAUUGUCGAAUGGAGGCUCCAGCUGCCAGACGCUUCGUGACAAAUGAAUGAUUUCCAUUUUGAUGUUUUCUCCCCCCUGUUCCAUCUCACCUGUUUUUUCUCCCGGACUCAUCAGAUGAAGCUCUUCCUUUUUUCUUUUUUUUUGUCAGCCUGCUUUGAUGUGCCAUCUGAUAUGAGCGUUAAUCCGAUGGCGAGAUAAAGUCCUCAUCAAAUGAAAUGUACACAGAGCUUUGCAAUGGAUCUUCUUCAGGAAAAAAUUAAGUCUCAUCCCGGUUGCCAUGACGGAGGUGUGUAGGUCUGGCUAGGUCAGAGAGCAGGUGCCACUGUGCUGAGGUGUCUGCCGUCCCAAUGAGCAACGCAGGCAACCCACAGAGACGCACCACCUACCUCAUCUCCCUCACUCUGGUGAAGGUUGAGGCUUUGCCAGAGGAUGAUGCAGAGAACCAGAAGGAGGCUCUUCCAGAGGGGGAAGGGAGCCCCAAGAAGAAGAUAGAAGAGGAGGAGGAGGAGGAGGAGGAGGAGGUGAGAGAUGUCCCUGAAAAGGAGGAAGGACUUGUAUGUGCGGAAGUGGUGGGAAAAGAAAUCGCACAGGUGGAAGAAGAAUAUGUGGAGCAGGUGCCGGUCAAGUAUGGAACCCCCACUGAGAGCAGAAGGAAACCUGAGUGGAGGGAAACUCACAGACACCAAAAAGACACUGCAGCAACUGGUAAAAGCAAAGACACUUAUCACAUACAUGCACCUGUUCGGCAAAUGGUCAAAGUCUAUGGAGGAACUUCCUCUGAGGGAACUUUCCGCAGAGAGGGGCCUCGCUCAGACGCCUUGCGCCCGAAGACGGAGCUCUACCGGGAGCCACCCAUGCUCUUCCUAAAGGGAGAAAAUGGAGCAGACCUGAGCAGCCGCUCACGUUGCAGCCUCCCUUUCUCCAUCCCUCCGCAGGUUAGCCAGCGCCCUGAGGUCCUGAUGAGGCCUCAUGCAGGAGGCAACUCUGCAGCCUGGAGGGAUCUUAGAGAGGCCAACACCAGCCUGUAUCACUCUGCUAAGACUUUGGACCGCAGGGACAACCGUGACCAUUCCGCCCUAAUGGCAGCUACAACUCUGGGGCCUUACAGGGCAUCGUGGGCCGACAGCGAUGGCAGGGGCAUGCUCAUUCGCCCUGGAGCUCCCAUCAGCGGUGGGUUUUCAGGCGUAAUGACGCGGGACAGUCCACAGGGGGAGAGAUUUAAGACCGUUUCUGUUUCUCUGCCCACGCCUCCUGCCACGGAUGUGUGCAGGCCUCAGAGGAAAACAACUAGUCGUACCCUGGACAACAGCGACCUACAUUCCCUCUCUGAUGACCUGAGGAAGGGGAAGGAGGGUCAGGGAGGAACAAUCCAGCGAGCUCCACCUCGUGACCGCAAGAUGCUCAAGUUCAUUAGUGGGAUUUUCACCAAAAGUGCAGCUGUGCCACCCACUGUUAACACCGCGUGUCCUCUCUAUCCAGCUGUGGAGAGGGGCUCAAGUGAAGAGGAAGGUGCAGUCACCAGCAGUCAAGAAUGGACCAUGACCCAAACUGUACAAGAGCUUCACCUGGGUGUUCUGGGAGGUUUGUGCAGUGGGAAGUCUGCUCUGGUCCACAGACACCUGACAGGAAGUUACCUGCCGCUGGAAAACGCUGAGGGACGCCAGUAUAUCAAGGAUGUCCUAGUUGACGGACAGAGCCACCUUUUGAUUAUCAGAGAGGAGACAGAGCUGCCCGGAGCUCAGUUUGCGAGUUGGGUGGAUGCAGUGAUCUUAGUCUUCAGUCUGGAAAAUGAGGCCAGCUUCCUGGAAGUUUACAAAAUCUACCACCAGCUCGCCAUCCACCGGCCCGUCGCCGAGAUACCUUUCGUAGUAGUUGGCACUCAGGAUAAGAUCAGCAGCACCAACCCCAGAGUGAUCGAUGACGCCAGGGCCAGACAGCUGUGCUCAGACGUGCGGCGCUGCACCUACUAUGAAACCUGUGCCACGUACGGCCUCAACGUGAACAGAGUCUUCACUGAUGCUGCUCAGAAAAUCAUGGCAGCCAAGAAACAAGCUGCUUUGCUGGCCUCCUGCAAAUCUCUCCCUAACUCUCCCAGUCAUUCUGGAGGCUCCACCCCGGUGUCAGGCGUCUUUCCAGGACAGGCCAGUAACGGUGGUCAGAGCAGCGAUUACUCCUCUUCACUUCCCUCCACUCCUGUCAUCAGCCAUAAGGAGAUCGGCAGGACAGCGAGGGGGGAGAAACAGGACAGUGCCACGCCAGGGACAGUCCGCAGCGCCACCCGAAGACGCACCUCUCGAUUUGCGGGUCGGAGGGGCAGCGACUCAAACAGGAGAAGUGCAGACUAUAAGGGCGAUCUGGGCAUUGGACGCUCCAUCCCCAUCAAACAGGGCAUCUUGCUGAAGCGCAGCGGGAGCUCGCUCAACAAAGAGUGGAAGAAGAAGUAUGUCACGCUCUCCAACGACGGCAUACUGUCCUAUCACUCCAGUGUCAAUGACUACAUGCUGAAUACCCCGGGGAAAGAGAUGGACCUGCUGAGAGUGACGGUGAAAGUGCCCGGAAAGCGACCCCCUCGCGCUGUUCCCGCCUGCGGCCCUCCAGCCGGGCUCAAUGGCCGGGUCAAAGACAUGCCGGGACCCGAGGGUUUGAGCCCAGUGCCUGUAAGUGCCAGCGGCCUCCUGCAAGUGGAGGAAAUGGAAGGGCUGGGCGGUGCGCUCUUCCUGAGGAGUAACAGAGGGGUGCAACGGUGUCCUUCCACAUUGUCCAACCCCGCUCAGAGUGUGGACUCUGCAGUCGAGGGAGUCUCCAGCUCCUCCUCCACCAAAGACGUAGGCUGUGCCUCCCCAGUGACCGACAGGAAGAAGCAUCGCAGGAAGAAGAGCAUGAACCAGAAAGGAGACGCAGCCACGGGCCAAGCUGACGCCAAGCGCAAAAUGUGGAAACUUAAAAGCUUUGGUAGCUUAAGAAACGUAAGCAAGACAGAUGAGGACAAUUUUGACUUCCUUAUCGUGUCGAGCACCGGCCAGACGUGGCACUUUGAAGCCCAGAGUGUGGAGGAGAGAGACUCCUGGGUCCAGGCCAUCGAGAGCCAGAUCCUGGCCAGUCUGCAGCUGUGUGAGAGCAACAAAAACAAGGCUCGCAGGAACAGCCAGAGUGAAGCAGUGGCUCUGCAGGCGAUCCGCAACGCAAAGGGCAACAACUUCUGUGUUGACUGCGAUGCUCCGAAUCCGACCUGGGCCAGUCUGAACCUGGGCGCUCUCAUCUGCAUCGAGUGUUCGGGGAUCCACAGAAACUUGGGGACCCAUCUGACGCGUGUUCGCUCGCUCGACCUCGAUGAUCUCCCCCGAGAGCUGACUCUGGUGCUCAGCGCCAUCGGCAACCACAUGGUGAACAGUAUAUGGGAGGCGCGCACACUGGGGCGACGCAAACCAGCUCCUGAUGCUUCACGAGAGGAGCGGGAGUCGUGGAUCAGAGCCAAGUAUGAGCAGAAACUGUUUGUGGCACCGUUGCCUCCUCCCACUCCCGGAGAGGGCCCAGACAUCACGCUAUCUGGCCGCCUUCUGCUGGCAGUGAUGGAGCACAACCUCCCAAAGCUGCUGCUCCUCUUGGCUCACUGCACGAAGGAGGACAUUAACGCACCGCUCAGUCUGGCCCUCUCCUCCAGGUCGCUCUUGGCGCUGCGGCUACCCGGCUCUGCCCUGCACGCUGCCUGUCAGCACGCCGAUGUGGUGAUGACGCAGCUCCUCGUCUGGUAUGGCUGUGAUUUGCGGUAUCGGGACGCUCAGGGCCUGACGGCGUUGGCUCUGGCCCGCGGCGCUGGCAGCCAGGAGUGCGUCGACAUCCUGCUCCAGUAUGGAUGCCCAAAUGAACCGGCCCCCUCCAUCGCCACAACGGUCGGCUUCGCAGCAUCCGCCACAUCCAGCUUCCCUGUUGCCAUGGCGCCGAGCCUGACGGUUGCCACGACGCUCAAGAUCUCACACAGGAGCAGCGGCACCAGCUUGAGCUACAGCACGUCUAGAAGAGCAGUGUCAUAAUGAAAAAUGUGGUGUGGUGUAACAUGCGUGUGUGUGUGUGUGUGUGUGUGUGUGUGUUUCAGGGAUGAAAACACACUGGUAGUAACACAGGCACAUUCAGUCUGCUUGAAUGAUUUAACCAAAACAAAAAAAAAUCCUGACCACACGCGACAUGACGUCCAGAUUCCUCUGCAUUCAGACUUCAUAGGAAUGUAUUGCACUGUAUACCAGCUGGUAUGAUUCACUUUUCAUCAUGCAGUUAUUGUUCCACCAGGUUUGAAUAUUGACUCUGUUACAAAUGCAGUAUAUUUACUCUGUUGAGAAUGGAAAUCUGCCUUUGGCCUCAAACAGCUUAGCUGAGCAUCUGGAGCCCAGAAGUAAAGAGCUGCAAUAAGUUUACUAUUAGAGAGAUGGACGUCUCCGUUUUUCCGACUCUGUCUCGCUUGAAAUCCCAAACGUCAAACACAUCCAUACUUCUUCCUAACUUUAUUGACCAUGAAUGUCCGUUUGAAAUUCAGAGUGUGUAUACUGUGUUGCCUUCAGCACAGCUGGUCGUUGACUGCGAAUAUAAUGUCCUGUGAGUUGAUUUAAGAAAAAGGAAAAAGAAGAAACUUUACAAUGGUAGAAAAACAAAACGGUUUUAAAGAGAUUCAAAAAUAACUGUAUAGAGAUAGAUUGAUAAAAUACUAUAAUAUUCUACAAAUUUAAAAGUGCUUCAUUUUGCAGAUUGUUAUUGUACGAUUUGUACACUUGGUUGUGUGUAUAAAAGUCAAAGGGUUAACUAUAGCUGUUCAGAGAUUUACUGCACAGCCUCUUGUGUUGGUUUUUCCCUCGACUGAGAUUUCUAUGUUACGUCUGCAUCACUGUGUGUGUGACAUGAACACAGUACAUGAUCUGUGUGUCGUGACAGCAGGUCAUUAUCAAGAAGAGUGUGUAAACGCGAAUGUAUACAAAGAUUAUUAUUUCAAACACUAACGUUGUUUUCCAGACAAUAUUCCUGCUGUGACGAACAUAUCCAAGGAUCUGAUCUCUAAAACUGGGCCUUUGAAUGAUGACGAUUAUGUUUGCAAGUGGCUGAAAAUCAACAUGAAAUAGAGGCAUGUUGCCCCAAAUUCACUACUUUUAAAAAUGCAUAAAAAAACAACUGUCCUGCAGAACUGUAUGUAUUUAUUUUGUGUAGAUCUGAAGACUCCGCUGAGUGUACGUGUCUGUGAUGUAAGCAUCUCUCUCCAUUUGUAUUUUUAUACCCAUGGAAUGAUUCAUAGGGCAUUCAUCCAUUAUCAAUACACUAAGGCUACUGCUCAAGCUGUGGUGCUUUGUCAGAGUUGUGUGUGUUUUUCUGUGUCGGGGCUCUUAGCAAACCUUUAAUUAUUUCAAAUAUAUAUAUAUGUGUUAUAUCUUUGACUUAUUUGGAUACUUUAAUCAAUCUAUAGAGUUUACACCCAUGAGGCUCCAGCACAUGAGAGCUCAGCUGCCUCGAACAGGUGGAGUCCUCCAGUAUCCGGUGGUCAUCACUUAACACUUUACUAGCAUUUAAACAGGAGAUCUUCUGGAUCAGACCAGUUCUUUUUAAAGGCCCCUACUCUGACCUACUUUUUUUCUAGGUCAAAGUCUGUUUUAUAUUAUCACACUCUGUCUGCGAUGGUUUCAGUUUCAUGGAUUCACAGUAGUAAAGUUUUUUGUUCCUGUGCAAACACAUGUAAAGACAAACGUGACACAACGAACACAUUGACUCGAAGGCAACAUCAGCCCUGAUGCCAACAUGCAGAUGCUGUGUAGAUUUAUAAAUGUCGGAGUUCAGGAACCAUAGUAAAAUAUAGAAAACAUGAAGUUGAUAUGUAUGAUAUAGAAUAAUGAUAUAUAUGAAUGAUACAGAUAAAUGGAAAAAGCCCUUUGUUAUAACCAUCAAAGUACCAAAAGAAAAAGUGCACAUAAAAAAGAGGAAAACUCAUCAUCAACGUCUUCUAAAGAGAAAUGUACCUCAUUGUAAAUGGUUUGAAAACUCAAGGCCAGAUGACUAUUGUAAUUCAUGGAAUCAAAUUGCAUUUGCAAAGAUGCUCCUGAGAGUUCAGAUUAUGUGUUUUGAAUGAUUUGAGCCCCACAAACCAGAGAUGAACUCCACUGUAAUUGGACGAGCUGUAGCCAUAAACUGAGAAUAACACCAGGGCCGUAUAUGUGCCUGUUAUAGAUUGUGAUGCAUGAAAGAGGAAAAAGCAGUUGUGUGUUUUCAGUUCAAUACAGACAUUGAUUCAAUCCACCUCUUUGUGUUGACAUUGCUGUAAAACUCUUUGGCACUGGAACGUGUACAUGAACCCGAAAAGUCCAAGAUGUUUUACUCCGAGGUGAAUUUAGCCUAACAUUUGUUAUCAUGAUUGUUGGUGUCUUACAUUAAAAAAAGAAAAAUGAUUGCAAAGUUUAAUGUUGAUGUUACAAAAGGUUACAUUUUUGUUGGUCUUUUUAUGCUGUUUUAGAGCUCGACAUGAUGUAGUAUGUUUUUAUCUUUUUGGGUUCAUUUUGGACCAUUUUUAUAUUCCAACAUGACUCUGCUCUGCAGCGAGUUUUGAAAACUAAAAUUGAGACUGAGAGCAGAACCAGUUCAACAGCAGAGUGUCUGAAAUCCCUCAUUGCUUUAAAACCAUAUUCAAAGAAAAUAAUCUGCAAAACGAAUGAAUGUACGAUGAUGAUUAGCAGAGAUGAUCCACCUCAUCUUGGAAACAAAACUAAAAUACCUUUCCGCUCACAAAAUAAAGCGAGGCUGCUGUGAA